Molecule: messenger RNA, 942 nt
Organism: Botrytis fragariae
Lineage: Eukaryota; Fungi; Ascomycota; Leotiomycetes; Helotiales; Sclerotiniaceae
Exons: 2
Coding region: 1-942 (313 amino acids)
Source: RefSeq, a predicted model, not a curated record
AUGGACCCACUCUCGUUAGUCUCGAGUGUCGUCACUGUUGUACAGAUCUUCACGCAAACUAUCCGUCGCCCAAUAGAUCUUGUUGACUUAUACGGGGUAUUUGGAAUCUUCUUAUACUUGUUCGGUAGUCGAACGACCUGGCGUACUGAAGCACACGUGCUUGGGACUGUGAGCGACGACGAUGCACUCAAUUUCAAGAAGUCGGUCCAGGACGAGUGCACUAUGAUAUCUGUAGCGGCAGCUAUCGUAGCUCAGAUUGCAAUUACCGGUUUAUCCUUGGACAAUCUCAGUCAGACACACUGGAUUGUAAAGGCAUCCUUUGUUUUCAGCAUCAUAUCCUCAUUAAUAGCAGUAUACUAUGCUUCCACUCAACAACGAGUGAUGGGACGACUACUACAGGCGAAACAAGUACGAGGUUGGAUUCGAGGCAGAGUUUCUGCACAGAGAGGCGAUUCUCUUUGGCAAAUCAAAAGAUCACAUAAAUUUCGAGGCGAUCCAACUGACUAUAUUACACUAGCAUCGAGCAGAGGAAAUUUAUCGCCCGAUAUCAUAGAGCAGUGCUUUACUCCAAGUAUAGUAUCCGUCAUCACGAUAUCAGCACCGCAGAUUCUUCUAUCAGCCUCACUUCUCUCUUUACUACUUGCGCUUGGAAUGUAUUUCGGCUUUGUCUGGACUCGACACCUUGACGUAGACACUGGGAAAGACGACAGCAGAAAUGUGCUGAUCUUCUAUUUGAUCACAUUAACCCUGUGCUUUGCAGUAUACUCCGUUUCCCGACUUAUUCAGGAUGAUGAUGUAAGAACCGAGAGAAUGAUUCUUUUGGAGUAUGCUGGGGACUUUUUAGAAAAAUACGCUGAUGUUGCGUGUGUUGGAGACCGUACUGAAGGUGUCGCUGGUGAGCCCAGUGAUGCGCCCACCUCAGAAGCUGCAAACAUUGCGUAG